AUGAAUAUUCUUGGUCCUGAAGUACCAUAUCUCAAUACAAUCGGAGCGUUUAUGUAUCUUGAUAAUUUCACUCGUCCGGACAUAUCCUUUUCGGUAAAUUUAUUAUCAAGAUUCAGUUCAUCUCCUAUGAAGAGACAUUGGAACAUAAUUAAAUAUAUAUUUCGUUAUCUUCAUGGAAGCACUGAUCUUGAUUUAUUUUAUUCUAAUGAUUCGAAAUUAGAAUUGAUUGGUUAUGCAGAUGUAGAUUAUUUGUUUGAUCCUCAUACGAUUAGGUUUCAAACUAGAUGUGUAUUUACAAGUGGAGCCACUUCAUCAAAUCAUGUUGAACUUAUUGCAUUACAUGAAGCAAGUAGGGAAUGUGAAGGGUACGUCGAGAGUGAUAGAACCAAACAUAUACCUAUGAGAUUCGUUUCAUACACUCAAGAACUCAUAAAUAAUCAAGAAAUUGACAUCCAAUAUGUUCAAUCAAAUGAUAAUUCAUCUGAUAUCUUCACGAAGUUACUUCCUACAGCAAUAUUUAGAAAACAUGUUCAUAAUAUUGGAAUGCGCCAUCUGCGAAAUAUGUGA
Molecule: messenger RNA, 567 nt
Organism: Mercurialis annua (annual mercury)
Lineage: Eukaryota; Viridiplantae; Streptophyta; Magnoliopsida; Malpighiales; Euphorbiaceae
Product: secreted RxLR effector protein 161-like
Exons: 3
Coding region: 1-567 (188 amino acids)
Source: RefSeq, a predicted model, not a curated record